Messenger RNA from Rhineura floridana, 1601 nucleotides. RefSeq names its product cell division cycle 37, HSP90 cochaperone (gene CDC37). Bases 92 to 1231 code for a protein of 379 amino acids. The transcript has 8 exons. Gene Ontology annotation, molecular function: heat shock protein binding; protein kinase binding; protein-folding chaperone binding. Gene Ontology annotation, biological process: protein folding; protein stabilization. Gene Ontology annotation, cellular component: cytoplasm. The record is from RefSeq and is a predicted model, not a curated record. Lineage: Eukaryota; Metazoa; Chordata; Lepidosauria; Squamata; Rhineuridae.
AUGACGAUCAUUCCGGAAGUGACGUUAGCGAGAAAGCGGAUGUCUGUAUAGAAGGAGGCAAAGCAGACAGGCCUGUGGGAGUAACAGUGCCAUGGUGGAUUACAGCGUCUGGGACCAUAUCGAGGUGUCCGAUGAUGAAGACGAGACUCACCCCAAUAUCGACACACCCAGCCUUUUCCGAUGGCGGCACCAGGCCCGAAUCGAGAGGAUGGAACAGUUUCAGAAGGAGAAAGAAGAAGUGGACAAAGGGUGUCGGGAGUGCAAGCGGAAGCUAGCUGAGUUUCAGAAGAAGAUAAAAGAGCUUGAGUUGGCCAACGAAGAUAGCACCAAAAGUGAGCUGCAAAGGCUGCAGGCUGAAGCACAGCAACUCAAGAAAGAAGAGAAGACCUGGGAAGAGAAGGUGGAGGAUCUCAGGAAGAAGGAAAAGAACAUGCCUUGGAAUGUGGACACUCUCAGCCGAGAUGGCUUCAGUAAGAGUGUCUUCAAUGUCAAGGGUGAGCAGCAGGAUGAGGAGUCUGAAGAACAGAAAGAGAAGAAGCAUAAAACAUUUGUGGAGAAGUAUGAACAGCAAAUCAAACACUUUGGAAUGCUGCGGCGCUGGGAUGACAGCCAGAAAUGUCUGUCUGAUCACCCAUAUCUUGUGUGUGAAGAAACGGCCAAUUAUUUAGUCAUCUGGUGUAUUGAUCUGGAAGUAGAAGAGAAACACGCCCUGAUGGAGCAGGUGGCGCAUCAGACCAUAGUGAUGCAGUUCAUCCUGGAGCUGGCCAAGAGCCUGAAGGUUGACCCCAGAGCAUGUUUCAGGCAAUUCUUUUCUAAAAUCAAGACUGCUGACCAGCAGUACAUGGAAGGCUUUAAUGAUGAACUGGAAGCCUUCAAAGACCGGGUCCGGGGCCGAGCGAAGGCACGCAUUGAGAGAGCCAUGAAGGAGUAUGAAGAAGAAGAACGGCAGAAGCGGCUGGGGCCUGGAGGCCUUGACCCUGUGGACGUGUAUGAAGCACUCCCAUCUGAGCUCCAGAAAUGCUUUGAUGUGAAAGAUGUGCAGAUGCUUCAGGAUGCUAUCAGCAAAAUGGAUCCUGCUGAAGCUAAAUACCACAUGCGGCGAUGCAUUGAUUCUGGCCUGUGGGUGCCAAAUGCCCGAACAGCAGAAGGAGCAGGAAAGGAUGACAAGCCAGAAGGUGUCUAUGAGGAAUUUAAGAAGAAGAGCUGUGAAGAAGACAAAGGGAACCAUUGAACCAGAUGUCUUUAAAGCAGAUUGCUCCUGUCAGCCUCUGUCCCUUAUUUCUUUUACACCAAACUGUUCAGCGUUGAUGUGCUUUUACACACUUCAUGAAGUAUAUGAGCUGCUUCCUGACUGGCUCUUUUGCUCACCACAUCGAAACACACCAAGUCCUGCAGAAUUGUCAGGAAGCUGUAGGGAGCCCCAGUGUUACAUUUUAGGGGACGGCAUGCGGCACAGUGCAGGCUCACAAGGGCUUGGCGUAGCAAUUCCACCUUCUCUGUCUUGUGGUAAUGCCAGUUGGUGUCAUAGUUACAAAACUGCUGUUAUAUCUUUUUGUUUGGCAAGCAGUUAAGGCUAUUGAGCAAAUAAAAAGAUUGAAAUA